ACGAAUCAGCGGCUGGGAAAGAUUCCGCUAGUCCCCGGAAUGCCAGUGCUGGUCAACCAGAACUUUGACAUUGAUGGUGGCAUUGUCAACGGAAGCACUGGAGUCCUCAAGAGAAUCAGAUUCUUCAUGGACGAAAGCGGCCGUAGGUACCUGAAGUCUUGUAUCGUCGAAAUUUCGGAUUCGACGGACAGGCCAUUGCCACACUUGAUGCCACACCAUGUUCCAAUUCUUCAAGACUCCACGGACUUAACAUUCACCCACCCGCAC
Molecule: messenger RNA, 267 nt
Organism: Gloeophyllum trabeum ATCC 11539
Lineage: Eukaryota; Fungi; Basidiomycota; Agaricomycetes; Gloeophyllales; Gloeophyllaceae
Exons: 1
Source: RefSeq, a predicted model, not a curated record